This is a messenger RNA of Camelus dromedarius (Arabian camel), 3494 nucleotides long. RefSeq names its product 3-oxoacid CoA-transferase 1 (gene OXCT1). The transcript has 17 exons. Lineage: Eukaryota; Metazoa; Chordata; Mammalia; Artiodactyla; Camelidae. Gene Ontology annotation, cellular component: mitochondrion. Gene Ontology annotation, biological process: ketone body catabolic process. The coding region runs from base 130 to 1692 and encodes 520 amino acids. Gene Ontology annotation, molecular function: succinyl-CoA:3-oxo-acid CoA-transferase activity. The record is from RefSeq and is a predicted model, not a curated record.
CCCGUGCGCGCCUUCCUCUUCCUCCAGGGCCGUGACGCGGCGGCGGCGGCGGCAGCCCGGGCGGCGAACACUGACACACUCACACGCGCACUCCGGCCCCGACCUGCUCCGCAGCCCGACCGCCCGGCCAUGGCGGCUGUCACGCGCCUCUCCUCGAGUCUGCGGUUCUGCGCCUCCGCCCGCCGCUCCGAGGGCGUCUGGUCCAAGGGAUGUGUUUCCUACUUUUCAAUCAGCACACGUUGCCAUACUAAAUUUUAUACGGAUCCAGUGGAAGCUGUAAAAGACAUUCCUGAUGGUGCAAAGAUACUGGUUGGUGGUUUCGGGUUAUGUGGAAUUCCAGAGAAUCUUAUAGGAGCUUUGCUAAAGACUGGAGUGAAAGGACUGACUGCAGUCAGCAACAAUGCAGGGGUUGACAACUUUGGUUUGGGCCUUUUACUUAAAUCCAGGCAGAUAAAACGCAUGGUCUCUUCAUAUGUGGGAGAAAAUGCAGAAUUUGAACGACAGUACUUUUCUGGUGAAUUAGAAGUAGAGCUGACACCCCAGGGCACGCUUGCAGAGAGGAUUCGUGCAGGUGGGGCUGGAGUUCCCGCGUUUUACACCAGCACCGGGUAUGGGACCCUGGUGCAGGAAGGAGGGGUGCCCAUCAAAUACAACAAGGAUGGCAGCAUUGCCAUUGCCAGUAAGCCACGAGAGGUGAGGGAGUUUGAUGGUCAGCAUUUUAUUUUGGAGGAAGCAAUCACGGGGGAUUUUGCUUUGGUGAAAGCCUGGAAGGCAGACCGAGCAGGAAAUGUGAUUUUCAGGAAAAGUGCAAGGAAUUUCAACCUGCCGAUGUGCAAAGCUGCAGAAACCACAAUAGUGGAGGUUGAAGAAAUUGUGGAUAUUGGAUCAUUUGCCCCAGAAGACGUACAUAUUCCUAAGAUCUAUGUACAUCGCCUUAUAAAAGGAGAAAAAUAUGAGAAAAGAAUUGAGCGUCUAUCAAUCCGGAAAGAGGAAGAUGUAAAAACCAAAUCUGUUAAACCUGGAGAUAAUGUAAGGGAACGUAUCAUCAAGCGGGCAGCUCUUGAAUUUGAGGACGGCAUGUAUGCGAAUUUGGGCAUAGGGAUCCCGCUUCUGGCCAGCAACUUUAUCAGCCCAAAUAUGACUGUCCAUCUGCAAAGUGAAAAUGGAGUCCUGGGUUUGGGUCCAUACCCAUUACAAAAUGAAGUUGAUGCAGAUCUAAUCAAUGCAGGCAAGGAAACAGUUACUGUUCUUCCAGGAGCCUCUUAUUUCUCCAGCGAUGAAUCAUUUGCGAUGAUUAGAGGGGGACAUAUCAAUCUAACAAUGCUAGGUGCAAUGCAGGUUUCCAAAUAUGGUGACCUAGCUAACUGGAUGAUACCUAGGAAGAUGGUGAAGGGAAUGGGUGGUGCUAUGGAUCUGGUGUCCAGUGCCAAAACCAAAGUGGUGGUCACCAUGGAGCAUUCUGCCAAGGGAAAUGCACAUAAAAUCAUGGAGAAAUGUACAUUACCACUGACAGGAAAGCAAUGUGUCAACCGCAUCAUUACUGAAAAGGCUGUGUUUGAUGUGGACAGCAAGAAGGGGCUGACUCUGAUCGAACUCUGGGAAGGCCUGACAGUGGAUGAUAUAAAAAAGAGCACGGGAUGUGAUUUUGCCGUUUCACCAAAACUCAUGCCAAUGCGGCAGAUCACAACUUGAAAUGUGGAGUAGACGUUUGUCCCAAGCUGCAUGUUUUUCAUUUUAAUCACAUAGGAUUUUAUUGAAGGGACAUCAGUAAUCAUAACUGUAUAUCCAACAAGCAGCUGUUGACUGAUUUCUCCUAGCAUCUUACACUUUAUACAGCCAUAUAGACUCUGUCCUCUCAAGCGUACUGUGACAUUUUAAUGAAAAACAGAAAGAAAAAAUAUAUGUGAUUAUCUUAUUUGUUUUAUAAGUGCUGAGAAGGCUGUCUUUACAGUUGGUGCUCACACUGGGUUUCAUCUUCUGUGGUGUGUACAUUAAAUCGGGUGCAGCUUGUACUAGAAGGGGCCCUUAGGAAGAGUGUUACUGAUGUGCUUUGCCUCUUAACUAAAUCUUCACAUGUAGAAAAAAAAGAAUGAGGGAGGAAAAGAACUCCACCCAGAGUAUGCCCAAGGCAGCAUUGUACUAGUCCUGAAAGGUAACAUGUAUGUGAAUUUUAAUGAGGAGAAAUGCUGUCGUAAGGAUUAUGUUUUUCCUUGAGCCUCCUCUGUCUUUUCUUUUGGAGCCUCUGAUUUUGUGGUUUCAUUAUAUUUCACUAGACCAUCCCUUCUCCUUCCACACUUUUUAUAACUAAAUAGACGCCCAAGAAGGCAGCCAGAACUUCUCUGUAGGAGAAGUAAUCUAGUUUGUGGGAGAGACCAAAGGGUGAAGGGUCUGCUGGUGCUGACAUCCCACCAAGAAGUUGCCUUUAGAAACAAACCAACCGUCUGUGCUUUGCCAAAGAUUACAGUUUAUUGUAGGAAGAGGGCUACAAACCUAACUGAUCUCAUCAGUUUUCUCAUUUUCAAACAGUUCAGUAUCCCUGUGUGUCCAGAAGGAUCCUUAAGAGUCUUUCUCUGUGUUACUGUGUGCUUCUUGUGUAGUACCUCCUUUCACGCCAAGAGGGACUGUGGGGUAAUUCAUCAUGAACCAUAGGAACAAUGACAGGAGAGUUCAAAGAGUCUUUCUUCUCAGGCUUUCUUUUUUCUGCUCAGAAAAGGUUCUAAAUAUUGAAUGCCUUUUUCUACAGACAGCAUUCUGUCUUCUGCUCAGAUUUCUUCCUUGAACAAAGUACUUUUAAUUCAGCUUUACCAGACUAGGGAAUACGGUGAUAAGCAAAUCCAGGAUUUGAAGAGCAGUGGACUCAUUCUUAGAAAAUAAACAUGGCAGAUUAGGUUUUGUAAGGGACUUCUCCUCAGAGGUCCCCUCAGUGGGGAGUAUACCCAGCAUCUUGGUGACCAAAUGGAAGAAAACUUCGGUCACCCUGAAGACAGGCCAGAUUGCUGUCCUCUGGACAGGUAGUCAUGGUACAGUGCAAUAGAUCAUUCCUCUGGCACGAGACAUAGGAAUUUAUGCAUAUUUUUCAGUGAUGGUUGUCGCUGAAAUUCACUUUCUCUUCAGGUACAGCUACAGUUCUGUCAUACGAGAGGAAGGAGAGGGCCUUUUGGUGAGACGCACACUCCAUAUAUAUAAAAUAGUCUUUCUGACUGGCUGGGUUGUUGAAAGCAUGCUUUCCCAGUACUGGGAAAAUGGACUUUUUAAAGGAUUUGUGAGGUCUGGAGAAUAAUACAGAUCCAUGUUAGCGUUGUGGUUUGGAAAAUGUAUAUUGUUGAUGGUCGCUGUAUUGGCUAACUUACUUGUGUAUCACUCUGUGAGUCUGAGACUGUUUCUCACUUUGAGUGGCAGAUCCUAAGCAGAUGACUUUAUAUUCUUGAUUAAAGGUACUAUGUAUGUUCAGAAAUGUGUUAAGAAAUACAAUAAAUAUUCCAAGUUGAUACAGA